This is a messenger RNA of Prunus avium (sweet cherry), 1449 nucleotides long. The record is from RefSeq and is a predicted model, not a curated record. Lineage: Eukaryota; Viridiplantae; Streptophyta; Magnoliopsida; Rosales; Rosaceae.
AUGUCGGGCUCUCGAGCUCAUGACCCGCCGGCUCAACCGCCCCAGCCGAUCAUGCAGCAGGCCCUCAAGCGGCAGCUCGCCUUCUCCUCCAUGAAACCGCCGUUUUCAGCUACAGCAGACUACCACGUUUUUGUCUCAUUAAUCUUGGUUUUUCUUUUUACUGUUAUUGAAACUGAUAGAGCAAGGCGUAUUUAUAAAUUUGCACUUGAUCAUAUACCCAAACAAAGGGUUGAGGAUUUGUAUAAAAAGUUUGUGUGUUUGGAGAAGCAAUAUGGAGAUAGACAAGGCAUUGAGGAUGCGAUUGUGGGAAACAGGAGAUUUCAAUAUGAAGACGAGGUUAGGAAGAAUCCUCUUAAUUACGAUUCCUGGUUUGAUUAUAUAAGGCUAGAAGAGAGUGCAGGAAAUAAGGACAGAAUUAGAGAGGUUUAUGAGAGAGCUAUUGCUAAUGUUCCUCCUGUGCCGGAGAAGCGGUAUUGGCAGCGCUACAUUUGCUUGUGGAUCAAUUAUGCACUAUAUGAGGAGCUUGAUGCUGGAGACAUGGAACGUGCACGAGAUGUAUAUAGGGAAUGCCUUCAACUGAUUCCUCACAAGAAGUUUUCAUUUGCAAAAAUAUGGCUUCUCGCUGCCUUGCUUGAGAUACGACUGCUGAAUCUCGAGGGUGCACGCAAGAUCCUUGGUACUGCAAUAGGCAAGUCACCUAAAGAUAAGAUAUUUAAGAAGUAUAUUGAGAUUGAGCUGAACCUUGGGAAUUUCAAUCGAUGUCGGAAAUUGUAUGAAAAGUAUCUGCAUUGGUCCCCAGAAAAUUGCUAUGCGUGGACCAAGUAUGCAGAGUUAGAGAAAUCUUUGUGUGAGACAGAACGGACUAGGGCGGUUUUUGAACUUGCCAUCACCCAACCAGCACUUGACAUGCCUGAAUUGUUGUGGAAGGCAUACAUUGACUUUGAACUAUCAGAGGGUGAAUUUGAGAGAGCUAGAGAACUUUACGAGAGACUCCUAGACCGAACAAAACACCUAAAGGUGUGGAUCAGUUAUGCGAAAUUUGAGGCAUCUGCUAUAGCGGAAGCAAUGUGUUCAGAAGACCAGGAUCAGGAUUAUCUUUGUGAACAAACGAAGCAAUGUGUUCAGCGUGUUCGAAGAAUAUUUGAGAAAGCUUUUAACUAUUUUAGAACUUCAGCACCUGAGUUGAAGGAAGAACGGUGUCUCUUGCUUGAAGAAAUGUUGAAUGUGGAGGCUAGCUUUGGAGAUCUCGGUGAUGUUAGCUUAGUCCAGUCUAAGCUUCCAAAGAAACUUAAGAAGCGGAGGCCAAUAGUAACCGAAGAUGGCCCCGCUGGAUAUGAGGAAUACAUUGAUUACAGCUUCCUAGAAGAAGCACAUACCCAAAACCUCAAGAUAUUGGAAGCUGCCUACAUGUGGAAGAAGCGAAAGAUGUUAGAAUGCACUAGAGAUUAG